UUGGGCUCCCUUGGGCAAAAGGGCCGCUGCUCUCUCUCGCGUCGCCAGGCAAACCCCUUCCGUCACCGGAUCUGCCGCGUCUUCUCCACGGCCCCAGACGGGGGAGACGGCCUGUCCUUCGAGGACUUCCUGGACGUGCUGAGCGUCUUCAGCGAUGCGGCCACGCCGGAGAUCAAGUCCCACUACGCCUUCCGCAUCUUUGAUUUUGAUGAUGAUGGGACUCUGGACAAGAAGGACCUGGAGAAUCUGGUGAACUGCCUGACCGGGGAAGGAGAGGAAAGCCGGCUGAGCCCCGUGGAGAUGGAGCAGCUCAUCCAGAACAUCCUGGAAGAGUCGGAUAUCGACAAGGACGGGACCAUCAACCUCUCUGAGUUUCAGCACAUCAUUUCGCGCUCCCCUGACUUCCCGAGUUCCUUCAAAAUUGUGCUGUGAGGCCCUGUGGUGGCUCCAGACGGCCCCUCCUCGCUUGCUCACUUCUCUCCGGCGUGACUCUUUUUGAGCCAAGCGGAUGCUGGGGACGGUUCCAGCAGGACACAUCCCUCCCCCGAGGCCCCCCCCAGGGCUUUUCUUUCCUCGUGUUCCGCCUGGGGGGGGGCCAGCAGCCCCGGGGCCUUCGUGCCUCAGUGUGUGUGUGGGGGGGCGUGUGUGCCUUGCUUUCCUGUCUCCUGG
Messenger RNA from Gekko japonicus, 669 nucleotides. RefSeq names its product calcium and integrin binding 1 (gene CIB1). The transcript is spliced from 4 exons. Gene Ontology annotation, molecular function: calcium ion binding. The record is from RefSeq and is a predicted model, not a curated record. NCBI's taxonomy places the organism in Eukaryota, Metazoa, Chordata, Lepidosauria, Squamata, Gekkonidae. The annotation marks the transcript as partial.